AUGGAAAAAGAGAAAGAUUAUGCUUCCGAUUCGGAUGAAAGUGAUGAAGAUUUCCGUCCAGAUGCCGGCUGCGAUUCGGUUAGUGAAGAAGAAUCCAAUGGUGAGGAUUCUGUGGUGGAAGGAGAUAAUGACAAUGAAGCUGAUGCCGAGCCUAGUAAAACCCAGAAGAAUGUCAGAAAGAAGGGUAAACGACUAACAAAGAGGCAAAGUAAAAAUAAGAGGAAUAAAAAGGAUAACAAUUCCGAUGAUGAUGAGGAGUAUGAAGAUGAGACUGUUAAUCAAGCAUCGCGCAGAUGUACCCGACAAACCGAUGGUGACCUAACAAAUGGUAAAAAAGUAAUUGAAAAAGACACAUUGGAAUCGGAUGAGGAGGAUAAAUCAAGGACAAAUUCACUGUGGGCAGAUUUUUUGAAAGAUGUCAAUCCGGCAAAGGUGACAAAGACCACCACAAAUGGUUCGGCAACAAAAGUCGAAGAAAAUUCUAGUUCCUCAAAUGGUGAAACAAAAACCAAGAAAGAUGAUGACAAUAAUUCAAAAGAGUCAUCAUCGUCGUCGUCGACAACAGUAAAAACUGUGGAAUCAACCAAAGACGAACCACCGAAGAAGAAAGUCACUGUCACCGAGGUAUUAGAUUUUGCGGGUGAAGAGGUACGCAUACAAAAGGAGGUGGAUGCUUCGAGUAUUAAAGAAAAUCAAGCUGUGGUCACAGCGGCACCUAAAAUGCAGCCAUUUGGACGUAUUAUGCCAGGAGCUGGCAUAAAGCGGCCAGCAGGUUCAGGUACUUCAGGUGGUGGUAUUGGUUCCCUACUCAAUCAAAUUGGCAAGAAAAAGAAACUAUCCGUUUUGGAAAAAUCUCAAAUGGAUUGGAAAAGUUUCAAAUCCGAAGAGGGUAUUGAGGAGGAGCUGCAGACCUUUAAUAAGGGUAAAGAUGGGUACUUGGAACGUCAAGACUUCUUGCAACGUACUGAUUUACGACAAUUUGAAAUUGAAAAAAGUCUACGACAAUCUUCACGUCGUCCUCUCUAAGCUGAUUUGAUAUUUCCUU
This is a messenger RNA of Musca vetustissima, 1045 nucleotides long. RefSeq names its product craniofacial development protein 1 (gene Yeti). The transcript is spliced from 2 exons. NCBI's taxonomy places the organism in Eukaryota, Metazoa, Arthropoda, Insecta, Diptera, Muscidae. Bases 1 to 1026 code for a protein of 341 amino acids. The record is from RefSeq and is a predicted model, not a curated record.